Messenger RNA from Nycticebus coucang (slow loris), 3360 nucleotides. RefSeq names its product collagen beta(1-O)galactosyltransferase 2 (gene COLGALT2). The transcript is spliced from 13 exons. The record is from RefSeq and is a predicted model, not a curated record. Bases 1767 to 3287 code for a protein of 506 amino acids. NCBI's taxonomy places the organism in Eukaryota, Metazoa, Chordata, Mammalia, Primates, Lorisidae. Gene Ontology annotation, molecular function: procollagen galactosyltransferase activity.
CCGCGGCGGGGGGCGGGGCGGCCUGCGGGCGCGGACAGCGCGGAGGGGACCGCCGCGGGCACGCGGGAAAAGCCCGGCGCACAACCUCGCGCCGCCUGCUCGGGUCCUGGGCGGAGCGGGCGGUCGGGCCGGGAAGGACGCGCAGGUUUGUGUGAGCACUGGGAGCUGCGGGGACAGCCAGCCCACCUGAGCUCGGGUGGAUUGCGGGCUGGUGGCUUUGUUCCUCCUUCCCCUGCCACAGGAGGCGUGGGCUUUCAACUCUCAAGGUUUUGUCUUUUGCCAUCUCACGCUCCUAGCCCUGAAAUCAGAGGAUAGGGUGAUUGUCGCCGUUCUUCGCCGCCAACUGCGACAUAUGGAACGUAACGGCAUUGCAAGGGGGGUCGGGGUUCACAGUGGCUGGGCUGGCGUAGCGUGCGCUGCUCUGACUUGCCGGUGCCCGGCUCCCCCUAAGAGGCUGGAAAUGCGGCCCCUGGUUCUCCGGGGGGGGGGCCUGGAACUAGGUGGAGAUUGGGCCGGGCCGCGGCGUCUCCCCCCUACACCACCACCGUGGGGCCGGGUCUCCUUCAGGAGCGCUGCAGGCCGUCCUUUCCUCUGCAUCUUUCUGGGGCGCAUUCCCCGCCGCGAAUGCAAACCCCGCGGGGCGCCUUGGGGUACUGCAUCCUGGGGGGCAACGGAGACUCCCUCGGAAAGAUAAACAGUCAAGUUUUGUCCCCGGAAGAAAGACCUCUGGGCCUGGGGGAAGCAGGCCUAGGGGAUCAGUGGGGGUGGUUGCCCGCCCCACCUGUAGAUCUCCGUCCAGUCUCACACCUUUUAUAAACGCAAGUACCAGUGGGAGAGAAGUUGGUGGCCCGGGGAGCUGUUAAAGGGCCUGGGGAGGAGAGGGUGAUGCUGGCCCGGGGAGAUGGGCUGCCAGGUUCAGGUUCCUGAAGGAGACAGAGCCUGGUCACUCUGGAGCACUUUGCAUUUUGUGUUGAUAAAGGGGGCUGUUCUCAGACAAGACAGAUCCUUAAAGCGAGGCAGGCAGGGAGGAGGAGGGGUAAAAGCAGCAGCUGGAUUUGGCAGCCCAGGGUACCUGCAGGGAGAGGUGCGGAGUGCGAAAGCAAACACGUAGUAUAGUACGGCGCUGUGCUGCAGACAGCUUUACUUGACUGCCUCCGUGGAGAACCGCACAUUAUGUGGAAAGUGGGAGCGUUGGUGCAGCCAGGUUUUAAACCAGAAGGAAGGAUUUUUUUCUUUAACCGCUUACGUGCCAAAAGAAAAUUUCACAAAUGUUCCGUUCCUUUAGUUGCUUUCUUCAAAAGAGAUGUCUUGUAGUAUGGACGUGGCCUUUGUGCACUAUUUCGUUUUAGGAACAUUACAGUAUUUACAGUAAAUAUGAGAAGUUAGUGAGGGGUGAGACGGGCACCAGGCACAGACUUCACUACCUAAUUUGCAGACAUUACCUCCUUUAUCACACAGCAAACUUUGAAGAGGAUUACAAGCAUCCUUAUUUUCCAAACGAAGAAACUGAGGCUUGGGUCAGUUCAACAAUUCACUUAAAGUCAGAAUUAAUAAACGGUGAAAUCGGAAUUUGAACCUAACCCAAGCUUGUCCCUAAAGAUCACCCUAAAAAGAUACUUCAUGAGCACUCACGGUUCUUUCAAGGACUUUACAUUCACUUUCCUGUCAGGGCAGCCACAGAUCACAAUGUGGAUAAUACAACAGAAAUAUUCAGGGAGUGGUUGAAAAACAUACAGAAACUCUAUCACUACGUGGAGUGGAGGCCUAUGGAUGAGCCAGAAUCUUAUCCUGAUGAAAUUGGACCAAAGCACUGGCCAAGCUCCCGGUUUACCCAUGUGAUGAAACUACGACAAGCAGCGCUUAGAACUGCAAGGGAAAGAUGGUCAGACUACAUUCUGUUCAUAGAUGUCGACAAUUUCUUGACUAAUCCACAGACCCUCAAUCUAAUGAUUGCCGAAAACAAAACCAUUGUGGCCCCCAUGCUGGAGUCUCGGGGCCUGUACUCUAACUUCUGGUGCGGAAUCACACCUCAGGGCUUCUAUAAGCGGACCCCAGACUACAUUCAGAUUCGAGAAUGGAAGCGGUUGGGCUGUUUCCCCGUCCCCAUGGUCCACUCCACCUUCCUAAUUGACCUCAGGAAGGAAGCUUCUGACAGGCUGACGUUCUACCCGCCACACCAGGACUACACGUGGACCUUUGAUGACAUCAUUGUCUUCGCCUUCUCCAGCAGGCAAGCAGGCAUCCAGAUGCACCUUUGCAACCGAGAGCACUAUGGCUACCUGCCCAUCCCUCUGAAGCCCCAUCAGACGCUGCAGGAGGACAUCGAGAACCUCAUCCACGUGCAGAUCGAAGCAAUGAUUGACCGUCCUCCAAUGGAACCCUCCCAGUUUGUCUCAGUUGUCCCUAAAUACCCAGACAAGAUGGGAUUUGAUGAGAUUUUCAUGAUAAACCUCAAACGCAGAAAAGACAGGCGGGACCGGAUGCUGCGCACACUAUAUGAACAGGAGAUCGAGGUCAAGAUUGUUGAAGCGGUGGAUGGAAAGGCACUCAACACAAGCCAGCUAAAGGCCCUGAAUAUUGAAAUGCUUCCUGGCUAUCGUGAUCCCUACUCCUCCAGGCCUCUGACCAGGGGUGAAAUCGGCUGCUUUCUUAGCCACUACUCUGUCUGGAAAGAGGUAAUUGACCGAGAACUGAAGAAGACUCUUGUUAUUGAGGAUGAUGUGCGUUUUGAGCAUCAGUUUAAGACAAAGUUGAUGAAGCUGAUGGAUGACAUUGACCGGGUUCAUCUGGACUGGGAACUGAUUUAUAUUGGUAGGAAGAGGAUGCAACUAAAAGAGCCAGAGAAAGCAGUGCCCAAUGUGGUGAAUCUGGUUGAAGCUGACUAUUCCUACUGGACUCUGGGCUAUGUCAUCUCUCUGGAAGGAGCACAGAAGCUGGUUGGAGCCAAUCCUUUUGGGAAGAUGCUACCAGUGGAUGAGUUUCUGCCAAUCAUGUACAACAAGCAUCCUGUAGCCGAGUACAAGGAGUACUAUGAAUCCAGGGACUUGAAAGCCUUCUCCGCCGAACCAUUGCUCAUCUACCCCACACACUACACAGGCCAGCCGGGGUACCUGAGUGACACAGAGACCUCGACCAUCUGGGACAAUGAGACAGUGGCCACUGACUGGGACAGGACACAUUCCUGGAAGUCCCGCAAACAAGGCCGCCUCCACGGCGAUGCCAAGAACACAGAGGCACUGCCACCACCAACCUCUAUGGACACCGUGCCUUCAAGGGAUGAGCUAUGAAGGUUCCCUAGGAGAGUGAUCCGUGUUGGUUCAUCAUCCUUUGGUUUUUCUAAAGGGCUCUUCAUCCGUAUGC